AUAAUAUGUAUUUCUUAGGUGCCCGAAGUAACUCAUAGGUUAAUGGACCGAUAAGGUGGUACCCUGGCUUACCCCAGGGUUUCCCUGUCUUCGCACUGGGUGUACCUACCUGUUCAAGGCUGAUUUUCCUGAGUUUGGGAGGGCAUAUCAUUACGAGAGGUCACUGGUGUGAUAAAGAAUUCAAUAUAUACCUACCUCGCAGUCACGCUUCGUUUGCUUUCCUUAUUGUUCAAGAUUAGACUUUGCUUUUGGGCUUGUUGAUAGCCAUGAUGAUGUUCUGGUUACAAGUUCUCGGUGCUGCAGUCAUUGGAGUGUACGUGGUAUGGAAGAUACAGUCAAAGUAUUGGAUGUCCCGACGAAAUGAAGCGGUAUGAUACCUCUGGAUUCGAGAUUCCUUCCCAUUUUCCUUUUUCGCUCUUUUAGAAAGCUUUCCUGGCAUUGCUUCAAUGUCCUCUGAGCAAUCAAAGUUGUGGUUUCUUUUCAAAUUCCUUCUGUUCAUCACUUAUUCCACCAGAAUAUAUUUCCAAAUGUACCAUCACAGAACGUAGUCAAGCGACUCCAACGCUCCUGUAUACUGCGUACUCAAGUUAACCCAUGUUCAAUCGAUUUCAGAAGUCCCAUUUCAACAAUGAAAAGGCCUCGGACAGCAUCGAUUCCCAAACAAUCGUCCCCUUAACAGAUUUUGACUGGCGUACCACCGAGCCACUCAAAAUCCGGCCUUUCAAACCAAUAUACCACAUGACAAUGGGUAUGAAUCUCCUCCUGUCCAGUCAUUAUCAGCUACUUCUACUUACAAAACAAAGGUCUCCAAUCAUGCUCUCCAUCCGAAUUCAUAGAAAUGGACCGAACGUACCUUGAUCGUCUCACGGUCCGCACCAACACAAUAAGAGCCCACACUCCUACUGUCCUCCAAGCGCUCCCCUCAUCCCACGCUGCAAUCCAAGAACUGUACACCUACCUAACCGCCACCUAUCUUCCCACUCGCUUCCCCACUAUCUAUGCUCUUACCCCAACUUAUCUUUUGAACAAAGCAACAAGCCAUCACAUCCCUCUUCAUCCCUCCUCUCCUCUCGAAGCUCUUCAUGAACUAGGUACAAACGUCGACACCGAAUUUCUCCUCCUCGUUCCUUCUCCAGAUGGCGACGGAUAUAUGCUAGCUGGGUUCAUUGCAUGUUUCCCCAGCGGAUUCGAUACACAGUCCUUACUCGGUAAGAAAAUAAGGGAUAUUCAUAAACCCGUCCCAAGAUACAAGGAGAAGUUAGAGACGAGCAUGUAUCGAAGUUUUGAUCGAUUAGAGGUAGGAAAGAUAGUGAAGAGAGUUAAUGUAAGUUUCCUAGCGAUGUUUGAGAAGGGAGGGAGUAAUUUAAUAAAUUAACGACGUAGUGGUCAAUAACUACUCAUUCGCGCUUAUUUGCACCGAGUGGCAACCAUCUGUAUGAAGGCGAAGAGGCAAAACCAGAAGAAUUCGAUAUUAAUGAUGUGAGCACCCAUUGACUUUCACCUGUAAUUUGACUCCACAAAUUUAACAACGUAGACACAUCUCCGCUGUGAACGUCAGCUAGUACAUCGUCUCCCACAAACUAAAGCCUUGGUAUUCUCUUUCAAAACCUACCUGACGCCACUUGCUCAGGUGAAAGAAGAAGGGCUGGGAGAGGAACUAGCAGAAGCAAUUGAUGGAUUAAGGAAAGGGAGUGUACCGGAGAUACAUUACUAUAAGAGGGGAGUUGUAUGGGGUGAGAAAGUCAAGCAAUAUUUGAGAAGUUAAGAGAGAUAGAAGGGACGGAAUACAAUAGAAUGGAAUGAACAAAUAGAUUUUGCUUCAUACGGAAUGAGGAACUGCCAUGGAUGAUGGGUCUGAAACUUCCCGAGCCAGAAACCCAACAAGGCAAUACCGCACCCUAUGCUUCAUCCCCUGCACUCUCCUCUACCUCCGACGCAGAGUAUCCAACCGACAGCUCAUCCGACCUAGAAACCGAAUUCCUCUCCACCAACAACCGCACAACCCUGGCAAACCUCACUUCAUAAAAAGAGUAUCCAUCAUCAGCAAAUAUUUAUGACUUCCAUAGCAACGCAAUUGAACACUAUCAAUAAACCCCAUAAAACCCAUCGACCCUACGCCCGUAACACCGGACUCAAAUACGUACGCGCACACUUGAGCAGUAAGGUUCCGUAUCGCAUGGUAAAUUUCUUCGAUGCCAUUGAUUUCCCGCGUCUUCUCCUGUAUAUAUAUAUAUUCCUAC
Molecule: messenger RNA, 2240 nt
Organism: Sclerotinia trifoliorum
Lineage: Eukaryota; Fungi; Ascomycota; Leotiomycetes; Helotiales; Sclerotiniaceae
Source: the annotation of a GenBank genome assembly